ACAUAGCACCGGUGGUGACUCGUCACUCCGCGCUGGAAGAUGGCUACGGUGGAGCGGACCCCGGUCAGGGAAGGGAUCCGGAUAGUUGUCCUGUGUGUAUUUUGGUACACGGUGAGCUCGGGAGGUAACAUUGUAAACAAGAUAAUCCUCAAUGGAUUCCCGUACCCGGUCACCGUCUCACUGUUUCACAUCAUUUCGGUAGUCGUCUUCCUGCCGCCGCUGUUGCGGGCAUGGGGAGUCCCCAAAACAGAACUGCCGAGCAGGUACUACCGGUGGUACAUCUUGCCCUUAGCUUUUGGAAAAUACUUCGCAUCCGUGUCGGCUCACUUCAGCAUAUGGAAGGUGCCCGUUUCAUAUGCGCACACUGUCAAAGCCACGAUGCCAAUAUGGGUCGUGCUGCUAUCAAGGAUUAUCAUGAGGGAGAAGCAAACUACAAAGGUGUACGUGUCUCUCAUCCCCAUCAUCGGUGGAGUGCUGCUGGCCACGGCGACAGAGCUUUCCUUUGAUGUUUCAGGAUUAAUCAGCGCCCUCGCUGCCACGCUCUGCUUCUCUCUGCAGAACAUCUUCUCCAAAAAGGUGUUGCGGGACACCAGAGUGCACCACCUGAGGCUUCUGAACAUCCUGGGCUUCAACGCCAUGAUCUUCAUGCUCCCCACCUGGGUUCUGGUGGACCUCUCUGUGUUUCUUGUGAGCGGAGAUCUAUCAGACACUUCGGAAUGGACGAGCACCUUUUUCCUCCUCCUCAUCAGCGGCUUCUGCAAUUUUGCACAGAAUGUGAUCGCAUUUAGUAUUCUGAACCUGGUCAGCCCGCUGAGCUACGCUGUCGCCAACGCCACCAAGAGGAUCAUGGUCAUCAGCAUAUCUUUGUUUAUGCUGCGCAACCCGGUCACCCUCACUAACGUCCUGGGUAUGAUGACGGCCAUCGUUGGUGUCUUUCUUUACAACAAGGCCAAGUAUGACGCCAACAGGCAGAAGAAGCUGCUGCCGAGCACCAAGCAGGAGCUGAUGUCCUUCGACAACCCGGUGCUGGGGAAGCUCCAGUCCAACGGGUCAGUGCCUUUCUCUCAUAGCUCAGAACAGCAGCAGAACUGGAACAACGUGCUGACCGAUCACUUCCAGUACAGCCGACAGGCCUACACGACAAACCACAGCAGCAACCACCAAUAUGUGGUCUGAAGGAGGCUUGGAGUGGGUCGCUGUCAUGGAGAUCCCCUGUGUGAAGCCCGACGCCCUCCCUGUAAUGGGUCAUCACGCCUGCUCCAAACCCGAGACUGACAGCGAGAGCUGGUGGUGGUAGGAGAUAAGUGGGUAGUGAAGGGCCAGAGAUGGGAACCCUCCCAUGAUCCUCCUCUUUCUCAAACCUUCAGUUUUCCACAGACUUGCUUUAGGUCACGUUUUUGCUUUAUUUCAGUUUUCAGUGACGCUAUGGGAUGGCUUAAAGGAAAAUCAGGAUCUUUCAGGUGUCAGGGGAAGCUUUAUGAGACAUAAUAAAUGUGCCACAGAAGGUUGCUGUGCUGUUCUGUUUGAUCACCUGGAACCAUUAAAGUCAGUUUUGUAUAAUUUAGAGACAUUCGGACAAAUCGAGCUAUAAUUUUGGCGUUUGAUGGAUUACCAUUUUUCUUCAUGAGGCACUUGUUUUGUUUAGAGGAGAAACCAAACGACUGUGAAUAAAUGUUCAGGCUUGAGUCGAGGUAAACGUCGGGAAGUGCGAUUGUGAGACAAAAAGCUGAUUCAUUCUUGUUGCCCUUUGGGUUUAUUCAGUGGGAAUGGCAGUUAGUUCAAGCUUUUAGUAACUGUUGUUAAAGUGAUUUUAUAGGAGGAUAAAGUGUUUUGAACUACAACUUGGACAAAUAUGUAACUAAGUAAGAUAAAAGUAACUAUUAGUCCUUUUUUAAACAUAUCCAGCCAUUCUCUGCAACAGCAACACUUUUUGGGUUUUCGCUGCAUGGAUUCAAUCUCAACAGUGUUGGAAUGAAGUUUACAUUUGAAAAUUAAGAAGGAAUUCAAAUACUUAAGUAAUUUGUGCUUCGGAGCUUUAGGAUGCUGAAAUCAGAUCUUUUAAAAUCAAUCUUCUACUUCCCAGAACUUUUAACUUGGCUGAUUAUCUGUUUUUAUUUAAAGGCUUCACUUAUUAUUUCAAUCUUUACAUCAUGAUUUAAAAGCCUGAGAACUUCUGUUAUCAGCUGGAGUUUCUUCUUAAUUUAGUGCUGAUUUACAAGCUAGCUUACUGAAUAAGAAAAACCCCUCCAUAUUGGUGCCUUUGUGUCAUGCAGACGUUAGCAUUUAUUUCCAAGUAGCUUUGUUGCUAAAACAGCCUUAUGGAGCCUCUGAACGGGAGCAGACUGCUUUCACAUCACAAGGUGGUUCAUACGGUGCCUCACGAAGAAACGGUCCAAAUGAAAGCUCGUUUUUAUGUCUGCGUCUGGAUGCUGGUGUGUCUCGUGGAUUUUUUUCCACACACUCAUUGGCUUUUGCUGCAUUUUUAAGUAAACAAAUUAAUCCAAAAUGCACAAAAAGAGGCGACUUUGAAGAAGAGCGAGACCGUUAUUCAGAAAGGUCAGUGACUUCUUACACAGCUGUUUGUUUUUCCUCCCUAGUAAAGCAGAAGUUUUAUCACUUCUAAUUAAAACGUGUAACACAAAUAAUUCCCAGAGCAGCCCUGUCAUGUGCAUCACAACAGCAGGGAUCUGUGGGAUGUUUGGUUGGUUGUCAUGGUUUUGCAAUAAAAAAAUCAGUUAAAGUAACAAAGAGCAGUUUCCUGCUCCUCCACCCUACUGGUUGAAAGUGGAAUUACAACAGUUGUAAACGACCCUGCUGCAGCCUGUUGUAGCUAGCGCUAAUACUAACAUGAGCUAACUAAUACUAAAAUAAAUCACAAAGUAAAACGAUCCACACUGUUGGACAAAAAACAUUAUUACUUACAAGUUCAGCAGAAACAAAGCCAGGUUGACAUCAGUCUGUGAUUUUGUAGCCUCCUUUAGCUCCUUCAAGCUAGCUGCGCCGAUGUUCACUCUGGUUUUAGCGCUUUGCUUUUUCUCCAAAGACAUUAUUCUCUCACUUCUGCUUCUAGACUACGCCAUGAUGCCACCAACAAAAGGAAACUUCUUUUUCUUCCUGUUCUUUUUGUAAUGAUCGUCGAACUGAAAAAAAGAAACUAACUGCUAGCAUCACAGCUAAUAGCCAUAAAACAGGUAAAGAGCUCCUCCUAUAGGGCACCUACUCGCUCCACAGAACUAUCUAGUGGAGUAUCUGGCCCGCAGAGGGCUACAGAGUGGUGUCAAAUAUGAAACUGGUCAAGAUUCAAACUCAACAAUCAUUGGAAUCAAUGUGAAAGCUCUAGCUUAAAGUUAAAAAAACUAUUUAGUGUUACUUUAAAAAUGAGGCAGAUUUUAUUUCAAACUGAUGAUCAGGGUUUAUAUAGCUGCAUAGCCUCAGUGGCAGAGCCCUCUAGAUUUUAAAGUAAAAACAAAAAAACUUUUUUGCUGAUGGACUUGAUUAAAAGGAGCCACACAUGAAACCAGAGCCUCAAUUUGUGCAAUUAAAGAAACGACUGUAGUGUCCUGAUCCUUAUUGAUUGUAACGAUUAAGAUUUUGUCAAUAUCCGUGUUUUUGAAAGGAAUUUGACAGUUGAUGGUAUUGUUUAUGUUGUCCUUGUGAUCAAUUCUUUAACAUUUAGUAUUAAAUGCACAAACGUAUUUUUAUACUCCGCUGAACCUUGUUUGAGAUCAAACGACGGUGGUAUUAGAUUUUCAUCAGACCUUUUAAACGGUUCCUGUUCAAAAACUGUUCAAUGAAAUUGAAAAACCACAUUUAUGUGGAGUCAAAUCUUACCUAAAAAUUGUAAAAAAACGACAACAAGAACAAAGCAGCUUGUAUGGUGCUGUAUGAACAGAAGUGCAGAAACAUCUGUAAAGAAAAAUAUUUUGAUUAAUAACUAAUAUCUAAAAUGUUGAUAUUUUUUGAGACUAACUGUAGGUCUUGGGAUUAUUUUAGGGGAUAUUAAAUUAUAAAACAGACAGCAAGGAAAAACAAAGCAUAGAAACAAGAUUUGGAUAAUGAUUUUAGUCUAUGCAUUCAGAAAAAUUGAAUUUUUAUCAUGUUUUAGUUUGUUUAUUUUUAAACUUAUCAGCUACAAUCUUCUGAUGGUUCAAAUGUAAUCGUAUUUAAUACGUACUUAAUUUAUCGUACUUGCGUUCUCUACAUUUCUAAUUAUGAUGGGGAGGUUUUAGUUAUUUAAACAUACCAAAACAGAUCAUUUUAAUUUCAGAUCUACAGAAUUAAUGAUGUGUUAAAUCAUUAUAUAAAGCAGAUCUGAGGCCAUCUGAUCUGAUUUAAAUUAGAGUUUCUCUACUUCCUCACCUGACUGAAAACUAAACAGCAAUGGGAUUUUGCAGCACUUGAGGGCGUAAUUCACCAGUCUCACAUGUUUUACAACUUAUGAUGAUUUUCUGAAGUUUGUUUAACAAAUUAAACAAACAAAAAACUGUUCUAGUAGAAAUGUUUGCCUCAGCAGUGUGAAUCUCCUGUUUAAUGACUCCCACACAGCAUGAAUCCGCCUCCGCCACUGAAGUUUUGCUGUUUUUCUCUGUUUUUAUUUUUAUUUUUUUUUGUGGGUGCACCUCAGGGCAGAGGCCUCGUUUGCAGGUCGCUGAGGUGCAAUAUUCAUAAAAUGUGGGUUUUGUGUUUAAUUUAGGUGUUUUUUUUUCUGCUCUGUACAGUGAGCUGACGGGAGGAACGUAAACUAAACACUCUGGUCGGCUCUUUGUUGUAAAUCUUUUCACUUGGAUGUAAAGAAUGAUGAGUGUAAAAAUAAUGGGGGAGAAUUAUUUGCAAAACUUGUAAAAUGAAUAUUUUUGUGUCAUCAAUGGAUCUUGAAACAGGAUUUUUACUUAAACUAUGUUUAUAGAUUUUUAUUUAUGGUGUUUAGGUACAAAUAUGUACAGAGGUGCAGCUGUGCACAGUCUUGUCUGCUUAUGUUCGUUAGAUACUUUCAAAUGUUUUGGCAAAUAAAUGCAUUAAGGUACUCGAA
Molecule: messenger RNA, 5029 nt
Organism: Nothobranchius furzeri (turquoise killifish)
Lineage: Eukaryota; Metazoa; Chordata; Actinopteri; Cyprinodontiformes; Nothobranchiidae
Gene: slc35e1
Product: solute carrier family 35 member E1
Cellular component (GO): Golgi apparatus
Molecular function (GO): antiporter activity
Source: RefSeq, a predicted model, not a curated record